AUGGCGACAAGGCAGCUGGUCAAAGCGUUAUCUGACAACCUUCCCAUGAAUGUUCCUAUUCUCGCACUCGUUGAUGGCGACGCCUACGGCAUCGACAUCCUGUCCGUCUACAAGCAUGGAAGCACGGCCCUACGUCAUGAGAACGACCGUCUCGCAGCGAACCGUGUUGAAUGGCUCGGGCUUUGGUCUAGCGAACUCACGACGCUCGGCAUCCCGAAGGACGCGCUGCUUCCAAUCACGAAGUACGACGAGAAGAAGGCGCGCAAGCUGCUCCAGCGCGACGGCGUGCCAGCGGCUUGGAGGUGA
Epithele typhae is the source of this 306-nucleotide messenger RNA. RefSeq names its product Spo11/DNA topoisomerase VI subunit A. Gene Ontology annotation, cellular component: nuclear chromosome. Gene Ontology annotation, biological process: meiotic DNA double-strand break formation; reciprocal meiotic recombination; meiotic DNA double-strand break processing. Lineage: Eukaryota; Fungi; Basidiomycota; Agaricomycetes; Polyporales; Epitheliaceae. Gene Ontology annotation, molecular function: DNA binding; DNA topoisomerase type II (double strand cut, ATP-hydrolyzing) activity. The transcript has 4 exons. Bases 1 to 306 code for a protein of 101 amino acids. The record is from RefSeq and is a predicted model, not a curated record.